AUGGCCUGGGGCAGACAGCAAGAACCCCAGUCCCCCCCGCAGGAGUUGUUGGAUAAGCCUGUAGUCCGUCAGAAUCUGCCCGCCAAACUGCAACAGCUGGUUGAUCGAGACGAAGACUUCUACGACGAUCUGUAUUCGCAAUACUCCGUCAAUUCCACCGACACGCCAUACCGAUAUGCUGCGUACGCGAAUCGUAUCCGCACCAUUUUGGUAUCCGCCCACCGUUAUGUUGCCUACACCUCGGACAUCGGCGAGUCUUUCCGUCCCAUUGCCCAUCCAUGGCUUGUACGAUCGGCAUAUGGUAUUUCCUGGGCCUAUCUAUUGGGCGAUGUCGGUCAUGAAGGCUACAAGGCAUAUUUGCGCAAUCGAAAGGCUCUGACUCCCGCCGGCGAGGCGUACAAGGAUGCCAGCGAGAUCUCGCAUGAUCAAAUCAUCAAGGGCAUGGCAACUGGUAACAUAACAAUUGGAAAUCAGCACCCCGACUCCAAAGACGCGUCGUCUAACUGGCCCACCCUCGAAAUCCCACUUGCGGAAGAUUAUCGUAUGGUGAUGACAAAGCGCGCGGUGUUCCAGAGCAUCGCGAGCAUGGGAUUGCCGGCCUUCACUAUCCAUAGUGUGGUUAGGUACUCGGGGCGUAUGGUGAAAAAUGUCAAGGUGGCAUUCAUCCGUACCUGGACCCCUAUUGGGCUUGGUCUCGCCGUUGUUCCGUUCCUCCCAUAUAUUUUCGAUCACCCUGUGGACGAAGCAGUCGAAUGGGCCUUCCGUACUGGUCUUCGUGCAUACGGCGGCGAAGCUGCUGUUCGCCCACUGCCAGGUCGCAGUCUUCCACCGCGAGAGGAAGAAGAAAGUCGCGCAGUAGCGGCGGCAAAUAUCUCAUGGGACGAAUACAAGGCUGAGCGGGAACGAUCGCGCGAGCUUCGUCGCCAGACCGAGGAAAGCAGCAGUGGUGCACUUACAUCACUUACCAACUGGUUCGGGCAGUCUGAAACAGAUUCGAAGAAAAAGAAGGAGUGA
This is a messenger RNA of Penicillium nucicola, 1014 nucleotides long. RefSeq lists its product as uncharacterized. Gene Ontology annotation, biological process: mitochondrial fission. The transcript is spliced from 3 exons. Lineage: Eukaryota; Fungi; Ascomycota; Eurotiomycetes; Eurotiales; Aspergillaceae. The record is from RefSeq and is a predicted model, not a curated record. The coding region runs from base 1 to 1014 and encodes 337 amino acids. Gene Ontology annotation, cellular component: mitochondrion.